Carassius gibelio (silver crucian carp) is the source of this 5600-nucleotide messenger RNA. Its product is annotated as anion exchange protein 2. The record is from RefSeq and is a predicted model, not a curated record. The transcript is spliced from 23 exons. Gene Ontology annotation, cellular component: apical plasma membrane; basolateral plasma membrane; plasma membrane. Gene Ontology annotation, biological process: bicarbonate transport; regulation of intracellular pH; transmembrane transport. Gene Ontology annotation, molecular function: solute:inorganic anion antiporter activity; monoatomic anion transmembrane transporter activity. The coding region runs from base 615 to 4421 and encodes 1268 amino acids. NCBI's taxonomy places the organism in Eukaryota, Metazoa, Chordata, Actinopteri, Cypriniformes, Cyprinidae.
CUGUCGCUUUUGUAUAAUCUUUAAUAAAAGUAUACAUGGACACAUAUGAAGUAUGUCCAUAGGUCCCAAACGGAGCCCAAGGAUGUGUGUAUUUCAGUCUUUUCAAAUGAUUCCUGGAGUUAAUGCCACAGAGCCGUAUUGUUGAGUCAUGUCCCUUUGGUCACAUGUUUGUCAGAGGGCUAAAGGAGGAAACUUAAUCGAGGGGGAAGGGACAGCUAUCAGUGGGUGCCUCAAGGUUGGAAGUGAAAAGCAUGUGUGUCUGACAGAUAGAGACAGAGAGAGAGAGAGAGAGAGACUGAGACAGAGAGAGGUUAGGGUAAAAGGGUAGUGUGCUUAAACUUCCAGAACAGCUGUUCUGUUCUCCAAUCACUGCUUAUUUUCACCUCCUGUUCCUCCUCCUCCUCUGUGACUCUUUCUUUUUCUGCCUUUCGGUGGCUGUUUGGCUUCAGUGGUUCUUUGCCAUCACACAACAAUGACUGCUGUAGCUGUAGCCUCCCUGCAGUGACGAUUUUGAGGUUAUGCUGCCCGAAAGUUCCCAAUUGAGUCUGAGUGAAAGAGAAAAGGGCUAAAGCCAGCGCACUUUACAGCACCACGCACAAACCUGACCAUAAGCAAUGAGUGACCCUCAGGAUGCCAGUGACGUCACUUCAGCCGCAAGCUUGACACAGCAUUUGCCUGUUGCAGUGCAUUCUCCGGCCCAGCGAUGUGAUGAUGAUGAUGAAGGGGACUUGAACAAGACCCUGGGAGUACAGCGCUUCCAGCAGAUCCUCACCCCCCCCCAGCGCUUGCCCAUUGAACAACACCGCAUCUUUAAUGAGGAGGACUUUGAGUAUCACCGUCACAGCUCUCUACACAUUCACCACCCUCUGUCCAAACACCUCCCAGAGGGCCGGAGGAAAAAGCCCGGAAGAAAGCGGAAGGACUCAGGAAGGAGGAGGAGCUCAUCUAUGGGAUCAGCUCCCCCGAUAGAUGAGGAUGAAGAGGAUGAAGAGGUGGAUGAAGAUUCCUGUAGUCAGCAGGAUAAAGAGGGCAAUGUCACCACCACACCUACACCGGAAACGGACACAGAGGUGGAUGCACAGGUAGUAGAGUCACACACACACACACACACACAAACACUACUUGUUAUGAUCUUACUAACUCCUCUCUUGCUGGUACCACAGUUUUUUGUAUCAGAAGACGAUCCCAACUCCACUGUAAAUAAGAACGGUAAAGCCUCACCACAACGAAAGCUGCCAAUCAUACCCCAUUCAAUGCUUCACACCAGUAUCAGCAUCCCAGAAAAUGUUACAACAUCUGCGGGCAGAAACUGGAUUCGUAAUCUGCCCAAUGGCAGACGAGUUUCUGCACCAUGUUUGUUUCCAAGUUUGAGUUCUGGCCGCAGUUACGAUCUGCAGGAGCGCCGCCGGACGGGCAACAUGACAGGCACAUCACUACAACACUACCAAUACAUGCCUACUGACGAGAGCGAGGCACAGACACUCACCACCGUUGACCUGGAUGGCAUUAAAAGUCACAGGUUUGAGGAUGUCCCUGGUGUGCGGCGGCACCUGGUUAAGAAAAGCGCUAAAGGUCAGGUGGUUCACAUCGGCAAGGAUCACAAAGAGCCCAGCAGUCGUAUCCGCACCAAAUUGGAUCGAACCCCACAUGAGAGGAGAUCAUGGCCCUGUUUCAUGGACUACAGGGUUCGUCGUGCCCGACAGCUGAAGGUGUUUGUUGAGCUGAAUGAGUUACUGAUGGAUAAGAACCAGGAGAUGCACUGGAAGGAAACAGCUCGUUGGAUAAAGUUUGAGGAGGAUGUGGAGGAGGAGACCGAGCGCUGGGGCAAACCUCAUGUAGCUUCACUCUCAUUCCGCAGCCUGCUGGAGCUCCGCAAGACCAUUUCACACGGUGCAGUGUUGUUGGAUCUGGACCAGAAGACGCUGCCUGGUAUUGCUCAUCAGGUGGUGGAGCAGAUGAUAAUCUCAGAUCAAAUCAGAGCACAGGACAGAGCCAAUGUGCUCCGAGCCCUGCUCCUCAAACACAUUCAUCCGAGUGACGGCAAGGAGCACAGCUUAUUUAAACGGAACAUCUCAGCAACCAGCCUUGGCUCUCUCAUAUCUCAUUACCAUAGCAGUAACCAUAUCGCCACCCCGGAGCCCCCCGCCACAGACCCGCUCAUCGGAGGACUACGUAACUUUGAGUCACGCAUUAGUGUAGACUCAGAUAGGAUUGAGAAAGACACAGCCCAGUUUUUUGGUUUGCACAAGACCAAAUCUAAACAUGAGCUGAAGCUGCUUGAGAAGAUUCCGGAGGAUGCAGAAGCAACCGUUGUCCUCGUGGGUAGUGUGGAUUUCCUGGACCAGCCCACCAUGGCCUUUGUGAGACUGCAGGAAGCGGUUCUGUUAGAGUCCGUUCUUGAAGUGCCGAUUCCAGUGCGCUUCCUGUUCGUGUUGCUCGGACCUCCCAAUGCCAACAUUGACUACCACCAAAUCGGCCGCUCCAUAUCAACACUUAUGUCUGAUAAACACUUCCAUGAAGCGGCGUAUUUGGCAGAUGAGCGGCAGGACCUGCUGACAGCCAUCAACAGCUUCCUGGACUGCAGUAUUGUGCUUCCUCCAUCUGAGGUUGGAGGAGAUGAGCUGCUGCAUUCUAUCGCUCGCUUCCAAAAAGAGAUGCUGCACAAGAGACAUGAACAAGAGGUCAAACUACAGGCCAAGGAACCCAAGAGCCCCGAGGACACCGCCCUUCAACCUCCUGUGAAACCUGAAGAUGAUCCUCUUCGGAGGACGGGUCGGCUGUUUGGUGGGGUUAUCCGAGAUGCACGACGCCGCUACCCCAAAUACAUCAGUGAUUUUAAAGAUGCCCUAAGUCCUCAAUGCAUGGCCACAGUCAUAUUCAUUUACUUUGCUGCCCUUUCUCCUGCCAUCACCUUUGGAGGACUAUUAGGUGAAAAGACCGAUGGUUUGAUAGGUGUGUCAGAGCUGAUUAUUUCCACUGCCGUGCAGGGAAUGUUGUUCUGUCUGCUUGGGGCUCAACCUCUGCUGGUGGUGGGCUUCUCUGGACCCCUUCUAGUGUUUGAAGAGUCCUUCUAUUCAUUCUGUAGGUCCAAUGAAAUCGAGUUUCUGACAGGACGUCUGUGGAUUGGAAUCUGGUUGAUCAUCAUUGUAGUUCUCACGGUGGCCUUUGAAGGGAGCUUCCUGGUGCGAUUUGUGUCCCGCUUCACCCAAGAGAUCUUCUCCAUCCUUAUCUCACUCAUCUUCAUCUACGAGACCUUCUUCAAGCUGGGCAAAAUCUUCAUGGAUCAUCCUCUCAGAAGCUGCAGUGGGCGAGAAGAAAAUGACACUGCUUUAUCAACACCCACAAGUGACGGCAGGUCUCCAGAUGCCUCUCAAACCCUAAACCAGCCAAACACAGCUCUCCUCUCCCUGGUGCUCACGGGCGGCACCUUCUUCAUUGCCUUCUAUCUGCGUAAAUUCAAGAACAGUGCUUUUUUCCCUGGCACGCUCCGAAGGGCUAUUGGAGAUUUUGGAGUUCCUAUUGCAAUCUCCACCAUGGUUCUGUUGGACUAUGGCAUUAAGGACACUUACACACAGAAACUAAGUGUGCCUGAUGGCUUCUCUGUGACCAGCCCGGACAAGCGUGGUUGGUUAAUACACCCACUGGGCUCUGAUGGCCAGUUCCCCAUUUGGAUGAUGGUUGCCAGCAUUCUACCUGCCCUGCUCGUCUACAUCCUCAUUUUCAUGGAGACUCAAAUCACCACUCUUAUUGUGAGCAAGAAGGACAGGAUGCUGGUUAAGGGUUCAGGGUUUCACUUGGACCUGCUGAUCAUCGUGGUUAUGGGAGGCAUUUCAGCGCUCUUUGGGCUGCCGUGGUUGACUGGUGCUACGGUUCGUUCUGUAACUCAUGCAAAUAGCCUCACAGUGAUGAGCAAAGCUGUUGCACCUGGGGACAAACCACGCAUUCAGGAAGUGAAAGAGCAGAGAGUAACAGGAUUUCUAGUGGCUCUUCUAGUAGGUCUGUCUAUUGUGAUUGGAGAUGUUUUGCGGCAGGUUCCUAUCGCUGUGUUGUUUGGUAUAUUCCUCUAUAUGGGAGUGAUGUCUCUCAAUGGGAUCCAGCUAACUGAACGCAUGAUGCUGCUAUUUAUGCCACCGAAGUACCAUCCUGAUCACACUUAUGUCCGCAAGGUGCGUACUCUACGCAUGCACCUGUUCACAUGUUUGCAGCUGGUGUGUCUGGCUGUGCUGUGGGCUGUAAUGUCGACCUCGGCCUCGUUAGCCUUCCCGUUUGUUCUGGUCCUCACUGUGCCAUUCAGAAGGUUCCUGCUGUCCCGAAUAUUUACCCAGCGUGAGAUACAAUGUCUUGAUGCAGAUGAUGCAGAGCCGUCAUUGGAUGACAAAGAAGGCCAAGACGAAUAUACAGAGAUGCAAAUGCCAGUAUGACCUCAUUCCUCACCUGUCUCUACCUGGGCUGGCCUGACUCUCUUUUCAGUCAGAGAUGUCCAGAUGUACUGCCCUUUUUUUUUUUUUUCAUUAAUCAGUUUUAAUCUCUAUUUUGUUUUCCCCGUUUUGUUUUCGCUUAAAUUAUUUAAACAUUAUAUUUAUACAUAUGUAAAAAUGUUAAGAAGUUGCUCGAUGUCACUUUAAGCAACUAGUGUCAACUGUACAAUGUUUUUUCUUUUUUCUGUUUAUUUAUCAGAGUUGAAAUGUUAUCUUACUGAUGUGUGUGUUUUGGAGGGUUAAAUGAAUUUAUGAUAUCCAGUCAGCUCAAAAUGAUACAGGAAGCACUUUAAGGUCAAUUUGAAAUGAAGCCUUUUCAAUUCAUUUUAUUUCAUUGCAAUGUGACAUACAAUGUACUCCUAAAAAUGAAUAACUGUACAGAUGAGAUUCAUGCAAAUUAUAUAUGAUUGAUAUUUUUGUAGCUAAAUUAAAAUAAUAGUAAAAGAAUUAGUUAUAAUUAAACAGAGAUGUAUGCUGUAUUCAACAACAACAACAACAACAACACACACACACACAUAUAUAUAAUAUUGCCUAUAGCAACAAAAAACUGUUUGCAGUCACCAGUUUAUCUGGAAGAAGGAUAUAUAUAUAUAACAAUAUGUUCUUUUGAAAAUUGUUGCAUAGCUCUUUGGAAACUAUUUUUCUCACCAGAGCACCAAAGAGGCCUGUGUGUUUAUAUAACAUGAACACUAAGAGAAUAAUAUAAGUAGUAUUAAUUGUAUAUAAUACGUAAAUAUACAGUCAUUGGAUUAUAGUGCAUUUGAUUCACCUUGUUUGUCUGAGAGAAAAGUAAUUUAAAAAUUGUUUUAUGGAGAUCAAAAGGUGAAGUUUUACGCAAUCUAUUAUGAUAAUGAUGAUUAAAAUAUCACAGAGCACAUGAAAUGGUUUGAUCGUUUAAUGCACUACCAUUUAUUUUUAUUAACAAGCUUCAUAGAUGAAUAUUUGUCUUUUAAGGGAACAGAAUCUAUGAAAUUUGUUAAAGCACAAAAAAAAAAAAAAAAAUACCAAACAGGAGUAGAUUUGGUAUAAUGCUGUAAUCAAUUUUCUUAAAUGUGUCUCAUGUACAUUCCAAUCAAAAAGAUGAUCUUGCAAACAAAUUAUUUUUAUAAAGAAGGGACUACA